Messenger RNA from Prorocentrum cordatum, 366 nucleotides. Lineage: Eukaryota; Dinophyceae; Prorocentrales; Prorocentraceae. The record is from the annotation of a GenBank genome assembly.
AUGGUCGGGCCGUCGUGCGGCGGCGCGGACGGCGCAGGGAGCACGUUCGAGUACAGCGUCAGCCGCCUGGUGGAGGGCCAGAAGCUCGGGCUCGACCUAGUCUUCUCGGCCCAGCAGGUCUCGGGCCUGUACGUUCACGGGGUGAAGGAGGGCGGCCUGGUCGCCGAGACGAACCGGUCCCUGCCGGCGCACGUGCGCCUGCAGCGGGACGACCGCCUGCUGGCCGUGAACGAGACCCGCCUGGAUGGCAUCGACAGCACCAUGCCGGAGUGGCCGGUCCGCGCAGAGGCUGCGGCCCAGGCGUUGUCGUUCUCGUUGCAGGUGACCAUGCAGGUGCGCCGGCCGACCUCCGAGGCCAGCCUGGCG